Colletotrichum aenigma is the source of this 1473-nucleotide messenger RNA. RefSeq lists its product as uncharacterized. NCBI's taxonomy places the organism in Eukaryota, Fungi, Ascomycota, Sordariomycetes, Glomerellales, Glomerellaceae. The record is from RefSeq and is a predicted model, not a curated record. The coding region runs from base 1 to 1473 and encodes 490 amino acids. The transcript has 6 exons.
AUGGUUAAUGCAGCGCUCCUUCUCCUGGCUGUCACGGCCAGUGCCUCUCCAACCACACUUUGGAUUCGUCAAAACACACCAAACUGGGAAGAGGUCAAGUGCACCGAUACGAACAUCACAGACGCCAAAGUUGCGUCUAAUAUACGCUGGCAAGCUGCCGACGCCAACACAUCUUGGGAUGCAGCCGUUGCUGCGUGGCAUAAUUAUACACCUGGAGAUGGCCAAGUCCAGCUCAAAUUUCCAGCCUUUAUCAGCGACUUCUACGGCGGCCCUGAAGGAUGGGACUGCCAAGAUCCCGUCAACACGCCUUGCUCAACGACAGUCCAGUGCGCCGACACCAAGACGCCAGCAGGAUUUCUCGUUCUGAAUUCUUUCGCGAAGUUGCACGAUAUCUAUCAAAAGUAUCACGAGGCGCUACAGGAUGCCCAACUCAGUAUUUCCGCCGUGAUGGGAGACUUCACUGGAGCCUUUGCCCCAAAGUUGAAGGCUAAGGAUGAGUCAACUAUAGUCAAGAUUUUUCUUGAUGUUCUGGCAUUUGGCAUUGGCAUAUCUUCAGCGGGGCUUUGGAACAUUGUUAUCCAUGACGCCGCCAUCUUCGCCACGAGCGCUUACAGAAGCUUCGCCAAGGAUACCUUCAAUAGCGCCAUCAGUUCCUCAUUCGCCCUAGCCAAGGAUACUACCAAAGCCGCGAAAGACUCUGAGAGCGUCCAGAAUGACUUGACCUCUGCAAUGGGCACCCUUUUCGACGUAUGGAAAAAGACUCAGGAUGCCUACUUGUCAGAGGUGUUUUCGGGGUCGAACAGCACCACAAACAGCAUGCUCCAAGGACUGAUUCGCGAUGGCAUGAUGAACAUGGUCCCCGACGACAUCAAUCUCUCAGAAAUGAAGAAUACCGUCCAGACGAUCUUGUUCGGUCAAAUGAUUCCCAUUGCUUGGUCAGUGGCACCGGCUGGGUUCACCCCUUUUGUGCUCAAGACGGGAGAUGUGUGCUCAGAUACGAUGCCGAAGACACUAGACCCAUACAUGGACGAAGACACGCACAAGAAGGCAGGCGUCUGCUGGAACGGAAACCAAUUUUACGUCCUGACCAUUGGAAAAUACCCAGACGUUGAUGUACAGGCCGAUACCCCGGGUCUUCCCGACUCUGAUCCACCUUUCCAGCUUCUGGCUGGCGGUACUCAUGACAUUUUGGAUGGAAAGAGCUGGGGUGGCAUCACGCUGGACGACAUCGUGAUCAGUUCCUAUGGCGGUUAUUUAGCAAACGGCAACCGCAACGGCUACAACAUGUCCUUGGAUACCAACAGUGGACCUGUGGACGAGCUCAUGCUUUCGGGAGGCGUGCGGACUCCUGGCUUUUUUACACUUCCUGUCUGCACGAGCAUUUGGAACACACUGAUGAAUGUUGCUGGAAGUAUAGAGGGCAAGAACUAUUACCCAUGUGGCGUUGUUGUUGAGAAGACCUAUCCUCAGUAA